Centrocercus urophasianus (Greater sage-grouse) is the source of this 375-nucleotide messenger RNA. It is a transcript of the gene SNORC, whose product is annotated as secondary ossification center associated regulator of chondrocyte maturation. Bases 1 to 363 code for a protein of 120 amino acids. Gene Ontology annotation, cellular component: cell periphery. Gene Ontology annotation, biological process: cartilage development. NCBI's taxonomy places the organism in Eukaryota, Metazoa, Chordata, Aves, Galliformes, Phasianidae. The transcript has 3 exons. The record is from RefSeq and is a predicted model, not a curated record.
AUGCCCUGCCACAGAGCCCUGCGCCCGCUCCUGCUGACACUGUGCUUCCUGCUGCCCGCUGCGCUGGCAGCAGAGCACCCACGGGGCCCGCUGCCCACGCUGUGGAACGAGCCGGCCGAGCUGCCCUCCGGAUCCGGCCCCUUCGAUGCCACCACCACCGCACGGCUCUCCGAUGCCACCGCCUUUGCCCCGUACACCUCCGAGCUGGAGCCCGAGGACACCACCCACCUGCACCGGCUCGAUGCUGGGGACGGCUCGCUGGGGCCCGGAGCUAUCGGUGCCAUUGUCAUCGCCUCCCUCCUGGGUACAUCUGUGCUCGUGGCCUUGGUUGUCAUCACGCUGAGAAAGUUCUCUGCUUCCUGAACUCAAUAAAAG